Zeugodacus cucurbitae (melon fly) is the source of this 995-nucleotide messenger RNA. RefSeq lists its product as uncharacterized. The record is from RefSeq and is a predicted model, not a curated record. Bases 354 to 980 code for a protein of 208 amino acids. NCBI's taxonomy places the organism in Eukaryota, Metazoa, Arthropoda, Insecta, Diptera, Tephritidae. The transcript has 2 exons.
CUUGUGAAAAAAGUGCGCCUGGAUACAAAAUUCAAAAUGAACGAAAUUCAAUUUUACUUGGUUCAAAUGCUGAUGGCUCUCACAAAUUAGUGCCCUUAGUUAUUGGAAAAGCCAAAAAUCCCAAGAGCUACAAUGGACUUCACUACAACUUUUCAUUACAACUUUUCUAAAAAUGCUUGGAUGACGUCUCGAAUCUUUCAUGAUUGGUUUCACAAGAUAUUUAUUAAUGAAGUCAUCCAGUUUUCUCAAAAAUAUAACUUGCGUCCGAAGGUUGUUUUGCUUAUUGAUAACUGCUCCGCGCAUGCACCAUUGCAUAUUUCUUGCCGCCAAAUGUGACAGCAGCUGUGCAACCAAUGGAUCAAAAUCCCAUAAAGUUAACAAAACUUGUUUACAGAAGUAAGUUACUUGCUGAAAUAAUAGCUGAAUGUGGUGCACCGAAUAGUCUGUUGAAAUCCCAUUCCAUCCGAAAGGCAAUAAUAUUUCUGAAACAACCUUGGGAUGAGAUAACGCCAACAGUGAUGAGGAAUUCUUGGUCAAAGUUGUUAAAUUGGGACUCUGACCAAUACGACAGCGAUGAUGAUAUGCCACUAGCACAGUUGCUUAACAAAAAUGAGGACUGCAAUGAAGCUCUCCAAGUAAAUCAAACUCUUUUAGCAGAAAUUGAUCCAAACAGUUUCAUGUGUAUUGCUGACAUCGAGAAAUGGAAUGAAGAUGAGUUUGAAGACGGAACUGGUUAUGACCUAAGUAGCGAUGAUGAGUUUUCUAAUAGCAGUGAAGACGAUGUUGUUGAGGACACACCAGUUAUUUCAAAUGCUAUAGCUAUUGAAAGCGUUAACAAUUUAAUAAAUUGGUGCAACAAGAGUGAAUUGUCUUCCAGUAAGCACAUGGCCAAUCUUUUGGCCCUCCAUAUUGUUAUAUCGGAUUUAAAGAAACCAAAAAAACAAACAAAUAUUACUGAUUAUAUGUCAAACAAAAAUUAAUUUUGAACUGAGCCC